AUGUCGAUUGAAAUUGACCCUUUCCUUGAAGCUCUAAUUUAUUUCAAACAUAAUAAUAUUGAGAAAACAAUACAAAUUUGUACCAAAAUUUUAGAAAAAAAUCCAAAUGAUCAGACUGCUUGGGGAUUAAAGCUAAAUUGCUUAACAGAGCGAUUGUAUAUUGAUGAACUAGAAAAUGAUGUAUGUGGUAUAGCUGAAACAUUAUUAGACGAUAAUAUUUUGGCUUCCAAAGCAAGGCCUGGUACUUCCCUUAUUCGACCUAUGAGCAGUCUUGAGCAGAAAUCUCGACAAGCCAUAAGACCAAUCUCAAGCAAUGGACGACCGUUAAGUGGUAUGCUGAGAUCUGAAACUUAUGAUCGUUUAAAUACAGUUGAGCACACUUUGCGCAUCUCAAGAACUUCUAGAACUGCUCGUGCUGCUUCAUCUAACUCUACUAGAUUCAUUCGUUUAGGAACGGCAUCAAUGGUAUCACAACCUGAUGGACCUUUUGUAAAUCUGUCACGUCUUAAUAUUGACAAGUAUGCUAGUGAUCCAGCAAUAAAUAGAAGCCUCUUUGAAUAUGUUUUUUAUCAUGAAGGUGAUAUAAAUAUAGCAUAUCAGAUAGCAAUUAAAGCAACAAAAGCAGCUAAUUACAAAAAUUGGUACUGGAAGAAUCAACUCGGAAAAUGUUGCUAUCGUCUUGGCAUGUUUACUGAUGCACUCAAACAUUUUCACUCUUCACUGAAUAAUCAAAAAAUUAUUGAAACAUAUGCAUAUUUAGCAAAAAUUUAUUGUCGAAUUGAUCAACCUUUGAUGGCUAUUGACCAAUACAACUUUGGCUUGCAAGUAUUUCGGAAUGAUAUUACUUUGCUAACUGGCUUAGCUCGAGUUCAAGAGCAGCUUGGAGAUAUUGAAAAAAGUGUGGAAACUUAUAAAUUAGUAUUGGAGCAAGAUCCAAGCAAUAUCGAAGCAAUCGCUUGCAUUGCAACUAAUUACUUCUAUAAUGAUCAACCUGAAAUCGCCCUCCGUUAUUACAGACGUAUUUUACAAAUGGGUGUGAAUAGCGCUGAACUUUUCAUGAACCUUGGCCUGUGCUGUUUUUAUUGUCAACAAUUUGACUUAGCAACUUCCUGCAUUGAACGAGCGCAAGUCUCAGCUGACGAUGAAGUUGCAGCUGAUAUUUGGUACAAUACAGGAAAUAUAUUUUUGUCAUCAGGCGAUACCAAUAUGGCAUCACGUUGUUUUCGACUAGCAAUAGCUACAGACGUAAAUCACGUGGAAAGUAUUUGCAAUUUAGGCAUUCUUCAAAUGAGAGAUGGCAAAAUAGAGCAAAGUCGAUCACUAUUUCGUACAGCUAUUGAGAAAGGACCACAUCUGUUUGAGCCGUGUUACAAUCUUGCUUUACUUACUUAUCAAAUUGGUCAAUUUGAAGAAAGUCGUACAAUGGUACUAAAAGCUUUGCAACUUUUCCCUGAACACAUUCAAUCGAAAGCAAUUUUGGGACAUAUCGAGCAAAUGUCAAAUGCAAUAUGA
Messenger RNA from Thelazia callipaeda (thelaziosis nematode), 1512 nucleotides. Lineage: Eukaryota; Metazoa; Nematoda; Chromadorea; Rhabditida; Thelaziidae. The record is from the annotation of a GenBank genome assembly.